AUUCAUGUUACGACUGACAGCACCGAACCCCCGGUCUGUCGCGACACACAAUGGGCCCGCAACAGGGCCAGAGCGGUCGGAAUACGCAGGUGGACGCGAUCGACCUGACUCUCUCAUCACCAGAGCCUGAAGCUAGACCCCAACACCAAGUGAGCAGAUAUCCGCAACAACAGCAGCCUGCUGGAGCAUUCAAGCAAGAGCCGGGGAGUUCGCAUAGAAGUGCGCACAGCGGCAACGACCACGCCCAACGGCAAGGUUCCACCCGCAGCGGCAAUGUUCCGCAGCAGCAGCCUCGCCGAAUCAACCCACAGCAUGUCAAGCAGAUCAUUGAUACCAGUAGCCAUCGCGCACUGCGACACAUUGUGCUGCAGCUGUGCAAAACAUCACCAGCGCUGUCUGGUGCGAUUGCGCGAGGUCUGGCACCUCACUCAGCGUAUGCUCAGCAGUUGAUACGUGGACAACAAGCGAAGUCGCAGGCACAGACCCAACACACAAUCAAGACUGAACCCAGGUCCAACGAACAAGAUGCGUACGAGCGUAUGAAAAAGCGCCUUGGACCUAGCAAUACUACUCAAAGUUCAGCUGCGAGACCGAACACCCACCGCUCACCAGCGAUUCAUGAGAAUCGAGACGGUCUUCGUUUGCCACCCAGCUCACAGAAAGCUCCAACAGUGAAGCGCGAACAUCGGGCUAGUCCUACGGACUCAGACGACAGCACUGAUAUUGUCGAUUUCCUAGAUAUCGAUCGAGCUGCGCGGGGACAUGAUCCACGUAACCAGAUAACAGCUAGUACUAGCUCCAGACAUCACUCAAUCGCUAAUCUCAGCGCUGAAGGAUUGGCUGGUCAUCAACGUGCGACGCAAUACGGUGCGCCUGACCAGAAGCCAAAACUUUGCUUGCAGUGUGGCGAACGGUUCAAGGAAGGCGAUAUCAACUGCUACUUCCAUAUUGGCCACGAAGGUCCCGCUAGGCCUGGCGACAUUCCCCAAUACACAUGCUGCGGAAAAUUCGUGGGCGAGCCUGGCUGCAACUUUGGUCGACACAUUAGCGAAAGAACGGGCACGUUGACGAAUUCCAAACGCCCAUCGCCAUUUCCUUACAAUGGCUCACAAUGGUCGAAGAAGCCGAGAGUUGUGUGACCUGAGUCUGUGCGACUCUGCAGCCCAGAAUCCCUCUUUGACAACGCUCUCGCAUGACACUAUGCAAGGACGAACGAUGUGUCACUCUCGAUGAGCAACAACAAUCUUGAGUAUCGAUCGGCCGUGUAUCUACGCCACGGUCGGGUGAGGUCAAUGAAGCCAGGGACACGCGCGCUUUUCGUUGAAUGAGUUCUGCAACUUAGCUUCACUUUGCUUUGUACCUGAAAGAUAUUUGCAUUGUUCUCGCGCCUCCUUAGCCAUGAUAGUUUCAUCUUGCUUCAA
Molecule: messenger RNA, 1421 nt
Organism: Macroventuria anomochaeta
Lineage: Eukaryota; Fungi; Ascomycota; Dothideomycetes; Pleosporales; Didymellaceae
Exons: 1
Coding region: 51-1139 (362 amino acids)
Source: RefSeq, a predicted model, not a curated record